AUCAUUCACAGGGGAUUGUCGACAUUCUUCACAUUAGGACAACUCCUACCCACGCACCGCAUCAUGUGGUCCGAACAUGGCGGCCUCUUCCAACCCACCAUCACGCAAGCAAUCCGACUACUCUCCCGCGGCCCGUUCCUGCGCGACAACGAGCCCGCAGAGAAACCCAACCGAUCGCUGAAAAGUCCAGAUCUGUCCGAUCCGUUCAGCUCGGGACACCUCACCUUCUCUACGAACGGGAUCGAUACGUUCCCGGCGCCUUCGGCCUACCUCAGCCGCCGCCACAGCUGGAUACACAUAUUUCCCGAGGGGAGGAUAUACCAGACGGAAGAGAAGACGGUGCGGUACUUCAAAUGGGGCGUCUCGAGGCUGAUAUUGGAGAGCGAGCCGUGCCCGGAUGUGGUGCCAAUUUUCAUUCAAGGACCGGACGACGUGAUGCACGAGACAAGACAAUUUCCAAGAUUCAUACCGCGACCGUUCAAGAAUGUCAGGGUGACGUUUGGCGAGAAGCUGAAUACCGAAGAGGUGUUUGGGGAUCUGCGGAGACGCUGGAAACAAAUGCGGACGAGAGAAGAGCAGAAGAAUGGGGAGAUGGAAGUGGGCGUGCUGAAUGAUGAGCUGAAGUUCUCGGACGAGGCUGUCAGGCUGAGGAUAGAGUGUACGAAGAGGGUGCGCGCUGCUGUGCUCGAUGUCAGACGGAGGGAUGGAUGGCCCGAUGAAGAUCCCAAGGCAGGGCUCGCGGAGACAUAUGCGCACGAGGGCCGGCCGGGGGAGGGAAAGAAAAAGGACGGAAGCAUUGUGAAGAGCUGAAAAAGAGGAUUAGAAAUGAGUUGUAAGAGGUAUAUUGUAUAUUGUAUAUUAUAUUGAGAGGAUGAGCUCAUGGCUGAACGAACAAGAACAAGAACAAGAACAGAACAGAAGAGAGCAAAAUAGAUGAUCGUUUAGAAUUCUCAACCAAAGAUCGGGUUGCGAGAAUAAAAAGAACAAUAUCGUUGCUUCGCAGGCGGUACGGACGAUCGCGUUGUCAGAU
Aaosphaeria arxii CBS 175.79 is the source of this 1030-nucleotide messenger RNA. RefSeq lists its product as uncharacterized. The record is from RefSeq and is a predicted model, not a curated record. Gene Ontology annotation, biological process: inner mitochondrial membrane organization; cardiolipin acyl-chain remodeling. The transcript has a single exon. Gene Ontology annotation, cellular component: mitochondrial membrane. Bases 64 to 810 code for a protein of 248 amino acids. Gene Ontology annotation, molecular function: 1-acylglycerophosphocholine O-acyltransferase activity. NCBI's taxonomy places the organism in Eukaryota, Fungi, Ascomycota, Dothideomycetes, Pleosporales.